GAAGGAAAGUAGUGGGACUCCGGAGGAGAGAGAGAAGGAGAGAAGGGAAAGAGAGAGAAGGAACUUCGUGCUUUACAUUACACACAGACACGGGAUAAAGGACGACUGCGUGGACAGUUGUUAUAUACAUUUUGUGCCUUUUAAUUUGUAAAUCAACGUUUACACGUGCGUUUACGGUUGUAGUGGAUGUAAAGGGAUUAGAAUAGAAUCGGGGGAAUGUAUCCUGCUCGGGCAACAGUGACCGACCGUCUUCCGAGAUGUCAACUCAACAUUCUCCGGGCCAUCAUGCUACUCCAGGCCGUUCUAGAGAUGACUGCGACCAGGUUUGAAGACCCUAGUGUGAUGGGCGCUUCCACUUGGAACAGCUCAGACCUGUUUCUUCGUCUGGAGGCUCCUAUGAACAACAUCACCACGUCUCUGGGCCAGACGGCGGAGCUGCUGUGCCGUGUGUCCGGUAACCCCCUUCCCACGGUGCGCUGGUUGAAGAACGACGCUCCCGUGGUCCAGGAGCCUCGUCGGAUCUCCUACCGACCCACGACCUACGGAUCGCGCCUCCGCAUCCGUAACCUGGACACCACAGACACCGGCUACUUCCAGUGUGUGGCCACCAACAGCUACGGCACCGUCUCCACCACCGGAGUUCUCUUCGUCAAGUUUGAUCCACUCCUAACCCCUCUGCCAGGAAGACCCUCUGCGGAUGAUUUUGAUGAAGAGGGGUUUUGCCAGCCGUACAGGGGCGUAGCUUGUUCUCGCUUCAUAGGGAACCGCAGCAUCUUCGUCGACUCCCUGCAGAUGCAGGGCGAGAUCGAGACCCAGAUCACAGCCGCCUUCACCAUGAUCGGAACGUCCAGCCACCUGUCGGACCGCUGCUCCCAGUUCGCCAUCCCGUCUCUGUGCCACUUUGCCUUCCCGACAUGUGACCGCAGCUCUGGGACAGACAAGCCCAGGGACCUGUGUAAGGAUGAAUGCGAGAUCCUGGAGAAUGACCUGUGUAAGACCGAGUACAUCAUCGCCCGAUCCAACCCCAUCAUCCUGAAGAGACUGAAGCUGCCGAACUGUGAGGACCUGGCAGCACACGACAGCCCAGAGGCUGCGAUCUGUAUGAGGAUAGGAAUCCCCAUGGCCGAGCCCAUCAACAAGAACCACAAGUGUUUCAACAGCAGUGGUUCAGCCUACCGUGGGACGGUCAGUAAGACCAAGUCAGGUCGUCAGUGCCAGCCCUGGAACUCCCAGUACCCUCACAGCCACACCUACCUGGCGUUGCGCUACCCAGAGCUCAGCGGAGGCCACUCUUACUGCCGUAACCCCGGCAACACGCAGGAGGGACCAUGGUGUUUCACCCUGGACGAGGGAGUCCGUAUGGAGCUGUGCGACAUCCCCGUCUGCGAUUAUAAGGAGAACCGUGGGGGCAGUAACAUGGAGAUUCUUUACAUCCUGGUCCCGAGCGUAGCCAUCCCUCUGGCCAUCGCCCUCUUCUUCUUCAUCUGUGUGUGUCGUAACAACCAGAAGGCUGCCCGACCCCCGGCGCCCCGACAGCCCAAACCUGUCAGAGGACAGAAUGUAGAGAUGUCCAUGCUCACCAACUACAAACCCAAGAGUAAGACCAAGGAGCUCCCCCUCUCUGCAGUGCGGUUCAUGGAGGAGCUAGGUGAAUGUGCAUUUGGUAAGAUCUACAAGGGCCACCUGUACCUGCCUGGUAUGGAGCAAGCCCAGCUGGUUGCCAUCAAGACCCUGAAGGACUACUCCAGCCCUGGCCAGUGGGGUGAAUUCCAACAGGAAGCGUCGGUCAUGGCUGAGCUUCACCAUCCCAACGUGGUGUGUCUGCUGGGUGUAGUGACCCAGGAACAGCCUGUCUGCAUGCUGUUUGAGUUCCUGAACCAAGGGGACCUCCAUGAGUUCCUCAUCAUGCGCUCUCCUCACUCUGACGUGGGCUGUAGUAGCGACGAGGACGGGACCGUCAAGUCCAGCCUGGACCACGGAGACUUCCUGCACCUGGCCUUACAGGUGGCUGCUGGGAUGGAGUACCUGGCCAGUCACUUCUUCGUCCAUAAGGACCUAGCAGCCCGUAACAUCCUGGUGGGAGAACAGCUCCACGUCAAGAUAUCUGACCUGGGCCUGUCCAGAGAGAUCUACACCUCAGACUACUACAGGGUCCAGCCCAAGGCUUUACUCCCUAUCCGCUGGAUGCCUCCAGAGUCCAUUGCCUAUGGGAAGUUCACGUCGGAGUCAGACAUCUGGGCGUUUGGUGUGGUGCUUUGGGAGAUCUUCAGCUACGGCCUGCAGCCCUACUACGGCUUCAGCAACCAGGAGGUCAUGGAGAUGGUGAGGAAACGUCAGCUGCUGCCCUGCCCAGAGGACUGCCCCCCCAGGGUCUUCGGCCUGAUGACAGAGUGCUGGCAGGAGGGCCCGACGAGAAGACCACGUUUCAAAGAUAUCCAUGGCCGUCUGAGGGCCUGGGAGGGGCUGUCAUCCCACGCUAGUUCUAGUACUCCAUCAGGAGGCGGGGGCAACGCCACAACUCAGACCACCUCGUUGAGCGCCAGUCCGGUCAGUAAUCUCAGCAACCCGCGCUAUGCCGCCGCUGCAGGUUACCUCUACCCGGCCCAGGGGAUGCCUGCGCAAGGUCAUCCAGGCCACCAGAUGGCAGGCUGGACCCCUAUGACCCAUGGAGCGCCCAUGGCCCAGAACCAACACCAACGCUUCAUCCCUGUCAACGGGUACCCAAUCCCCCCAGGCUACGCUGCCUUCCCUGCGGCCCACUUUCAGACCCAGGGCCCCCCCAGGGUGGUGCAGCACCUCCCCCCGCCCAAGAGCAGAUCUCCCAGCAGCGCUAGCGGCUCCACCAGCACCGGUCACGUGACAAGCGUGCCCUCCACGGGGUCCAAUCAGGAUGCGAACACGCCUCUGCUGUCACACUGCGUGGCAAUAUCCGCCCUGCCAGGGGGCGGGACCAUGCAGGUGUACGGACACAUGUCCCAGAAGGCUUUGCAACAGAUGGACCCCUCACAGACGUCCGCGCUGCUGGCCGACGCCAACAGACUCAUGUAUAGUGAAUCGGUCAUCACUGCAGACCUGUAAAUACACUGCAUACCUGUACUAUAUAUCACCUGGUUGAUUGGAUGGUUUUUGUUUAGUUUUUGUUGUAAGAAAGUUAUUAUAAUAAUUGUUUCAACUUUCUGCUUUUACUUGUAAAUACACGUAAAUCCUGAAUGAACGAGAUGCAAAGAUUUAUAUUCAAAAGAAGUAAAAAGAGACAUCAAGCGUGUCCUGCCCCCUACUCUGAAACUCAAACUGCCUUUUUAGUGAUGCUACUCCGUUUGCCUGCCUGGACACCGGGAUUUCUAAGCUCAGAGUAGGUCAUCAAUAACACACCUGUCAAUAUAAUGACUCUAUCACUCGGACAUCAUUGUGAAUAACCUCCUAUUGACGUCAAUAAAUCUUCCAAGACUCCCGUUGGCUACAAUAUGUACUGCAGCAGGGUGUGUUGUUGCUUGGACUGGAGGGCCCCUGUACUGAAGCAGGGUGUGUUGUUGCUUGGACUGGAGGGGCCCUGUACUGAAGCAGGGUGUGUUGUUGCUUGGACUGGAGGGGCCCCGUACUGAAGCAGCGGGAGUCCCCGGUUGUGUAGUCAGUAGGGCUUUAUAUUCAGUUGAGCCUGUGUCAGCACAUCUGCCUGGCUGGCAUCCCUACAGUGCACCUCUCUCCUCCAGGAGGCUAAGCCCCCCUCUGGGGAUAUGUGAACUUCAAAGACUUCUGAUUUGACUUCAAAGCGGCCUGUGGAGAAGGGACGAGGCCCUACCUACGCAACGCUAUGCAAUGACAUAGCACUCAUACCCUCUGCUUCAAUCUCCACAGCUAUGUGCCUCCACAGAUGUGUGCCUCCACAGAUAUGUGCCUCCACAGAUGUGUGCCUGGAGGGCCCCUGUACUCCACAGAUGUGUGCCUCCACAGAUAUGUGCCUCCACAGCUAUGUGCCUCCACAGAUAUGUGCCUCCACAGAUGUGUGCCUCCACAGCUAUGUGCCUCCACAGAUGUGUGCCUCCACAGAUGUGUGCCUCCACAGAUGUGUGCCUCCACAGCUAUGUGCCUCCACUAGACACUCUCUCGUUCUCAAUACAGGGUUCUGUCAACUCGUAUGCAAUGAUAUACUGUAGCUACUAGGAACAAAUCAGAACAGUGUUUAAACCAGCCGUACUUCUCUCGCCAGUCUGUGUCCAUGUCUGUCCUCCUCUUUCUUAUCAUCUCAUAUCUGGUACAUUCAGCUAUGCAAUAUGGCUCUUACAUUGGCUAUGCAGACUUUGAUGGAUAAUCGUAUUGUCUUUUGAUGACAUAUAGAAGUGGGACUAACAAAUGUAUGCCGAUCAUUACAACUUCUUUGUCAAAACGAUCCAUGAUAUAAAAAAGUAUGUUCUACUAUAGACUGAAUGAAUGAUAUAAGGCUUUUGAUAAAAUACGGGGGGGUGAAUGAGAAAUCCUUCCACAUUUUAGCACACAGCUCACAGAAGCAGCUACAAUACAGUAUAUUUCACCUCAGUUGAAUGUGUUUGUUGCUAUGCAACUGUUUAGUUAAAAAGACGCACCCUUUGCCCGUACAGAAAGAGGACAAUCGUCGGUUUACCCUUGGUAGCACUUGCCUUCCAUGUUAACUUUGGUAUAAUACACAACUCUGUAAUGUUAAGUGCAUCCUUAUCUUUUAUCAAGGUACAACGUCUACUAUCCUGACAUUUUCUGUGAUGUGUCAAUUAGUCCGAUACUGUCGAGAGGUACAAACCUGCUCUUUGGAUGAAGGUUUUUGGUUUGUUUAAAUUCCACAUAUCUUUUAUUUUUUUCUAAAACAGGUUUUUACCUUCCUAGGUAUCUGGAGUUUUAUACAGGUAUCUUUUGAUAAAUGUAUAUGAAUAUACGUGCAUAUAUACCAGUUCAAAACCACUUAAACACAAGACUGUGAAUCUUGGGACUGGCUAUUUUGUGUAGUUAAAAAAAAAAAAAAAAUGUUAGAUCAGUUUCUUUUCAUAAAACAGUCUAAGACAGUCUUUUCAUAAAACUUCUUUAGAUUGCAGUAUUACAGUGUAUUCAUCAGAAAGGUUUACAUGCAGAAUAUUCUAUUGACCAAGAGGCCUUGUCUUUGUAUUUGUCAGAAGAUAUUUGCACAGAAGUUUUGUAUGGCAAAAUAUUAUUAAAUAAUUCAAUGUUUUUGUCA
This is a messenger RNA of Oncorhynchus nerka (sockeye salmon), 5200 nucleotides long. RefSeq names its product inactive tyrosine-protein kinase transmembrane receptor ROR1-like. The record is from RefSeq and is a predicted model, not a curated record. Gene Ontology annotation, biological process: protein phosphorylation; multicellular organism development; positive regulation of kinase activity. Gene Ontology annotation, molecular function: Wnt-protein binding; protein kinase activity; ATP binding. Gene Ontology annotation, cellular component: signaling receptor complex; plasma membrane. Bases 217 to 3078 code for a protein of 953 amino acids. Lineage: Eukaryota; Metazoa; Chordata; Actinopteri; Salmoniformes; Salmonidae. The transcript has 13 exons.